CCAACUUCCGGCUGCUGGGCUUCCGGACUCCGAGGGAGCGAGCAUCGGCAAUGGCUACCAAGAGCCUGGCGCGGUACGCAAGCGGUUUCCCCGCAGGGCUGCCCGCGGUCCUCCGCAGCCGUGUUGUCUGGGUCGCGCGCCCCACGCCGCCGGCCUCUCGCUGCACGGCGCGGCGCUGCGUCGGGUCUGUUUGGGGUAGGCCCCGGGAAACGCCAGCACUGUGACAGCGCAGGGCACCUCGCUCCCAGGCGGGUGCCGCUGCCCCUACCGCGUCCAAGUGGCCCGCCGAGGCCGAUCUUAUUCCAAGAGUUACUAAAGGCUCUCGAGUUUUCGACACGCCGUGCACGUUUGAGAUUUGUGGACGCGGCGGGACGGGACGGGCAGAGCGGAGCGCGCCUGCAACACGAGCGAAGCAAGUUGUAGGCCAAGCCUGGUUCACGUGGACAUAUUCAGGCGGGCCGGGACUACAUAGUGAGACUGUCUCAAAACAACGACAAAACCAAAUACAACACAAAAACAAGAACCCUGGAUAUGAUGUUUUAAUGAACAGCCUGGAUUUCAGGGUUCUAGAAUCCUACUAGAGGUUUACACAAGAUAGCCAUCUUUAGCAAAAUACGUACUUUUCUCAUGCCUGAAAUGUGGAUUACAGACGUAUGUACCUCCCAGCAAUGGUUAAAAGAGGUUACCACCCUAACUUAAUAUUUGCUGAUGAAGUAACCAGUCAGUUUUAGCUUUUAAUUCCAAAUCUCUGCACUGCCAUUACAACUUACCUUCAUCAAAAAGCCAAAGAAACUUCUCCAAGGCGGCUUGGAUUAAUUAGGAGAAAGUCGGUUACACCAGCAAGUGGGAAUCCAGGGAGAAGCAGAAUCAUUGUAUGACUACUUAAUUGUCCUUGAUUUUGAGUCUACGUGCUGGAAUGAUGGAAGGCACCACAACAGCCCUGAAAUAAGUUCAAGUUGAUGAAGGGGUUCCCCUGAAGAUUUGCUUAUCGCAGUUCUGUAAAUGGAUUCAUCAGAUUCAGCAGCAGAAGAAAAUCGGUUUUGCUACUGGGGAUUCUGAGCCUUCCACUUCUGAAGUAAAGCUGUGCGCUUUUGUUACUUGGUCAGGUAACCUGAGUUAUGCCCGUGAACCACACUGGGGAGCACUGAGGCCGAGGAGGUGGCUCAGAGAUGCUGUGCUUGUUGUGUGAUCAUGAGGACCAGAGUUGGGAUCCUCACGACCCAUGUGAAAGCCACUGGACACAACUGUCUGUCUGUACUCCAAGGACACUAGGUGGAGACAGGGAAACCCAAGAGCAAGCUGGCUAGCCAGACUUGCUAAAGCAGCAAACCCUAGGCUCAAUAGAUAAGAUGGAAAACACUUGGCUCCUAAUGUCAGCCUUAGGUCGCUGCAUAACUGUACACAUACGUGUGCACACACAUACCUCACAUACAUAAGCCCCACCCAUCAAAGAAGAGUAGCAUUGCCACUAUGUAGUCCCUUAGUUCUUGUUUGAUUCUUGUUAACCUAGAAUUAUGUUUGUUGACCUCAUUGCCCAGGGAAAGUCAAGGGCCAUGCAGAUACUAAGCAGAAAAGCAAAUGCAUUCAUAUUUUUAAAAUCAUGAUUCUGCAGGCCAAUAAGAAACCCUGACUCAAUAUAAGAUGGGUGACACUUGAGAAAUAACACCUGAGGCUGUGCUCUGACCUGCACACCCACCCACUCAUAUUAGCAUGCAUGACCACCCACGCAUAUGUACCAGUACGUACACAGGGACUAUAUUAUUUUGAAAUAAUCAUCAACAUAAUAUCUUAAUGGCAAGUUAUAUAAGAUGUAGGAUAAUAUAAAACACAUGAGUACGAGUAAUAGCACAGCAAUGAAAUCUUAACUAUUCUACUAUAUCUCAUUUUCCAUGUUUUAUUUGUAAAUGGAAGAGCACUGACAUCGCCGGCUUUUAUUUUAAUGUCCAUUAUGCAGACUGGGACUUGGGCGUUUGCCUGGAGUAUGAGUGUAGAAGAAAGCAGCUGUUAAAACCUGUGUUCUUAAAUUCUUGGAUUGAUCUCAGAGCAACUUACAAGCUUUUUUAUAAGAGGAAACCCAAAGGACUGAGUGGUGCCUUGCAGGAAGUGGGAAUAGAAUUUUCAGGACGAGAACAUUCUGGCUUAGAUGAUUCUCGGAACACUGCUCUUCUUGCUUGGAAAAUGAUCAGGGAUGGUUGCCUAAUGAAAAUUACCAGGUCCUUGAAUAAGGUUCUUACUAAGAAGAAUCCCAAGAUUUUGGCCAAAAAUUUGGUUACAGAUCAAGUUGAAGAAGCAUCUGCCUGCAACAUUAGCAUCCAGGGUCCCAGCAUGAAGGAGCCCGAAAGUACAGUAAAAUCUCAGGAAAAUGCUCACUUUUAUGUGAAUUCUUCUAUAAAGGACCAGUUACAACUAAAGAGCAACAUGAAAGCAGAUAUUAACAAUAUCAAACAUUGCUCUUCUCUUUUUACUACUAAGCCCUCAACUUCUGUGGAACAAUUUUGUUCUCCUACCUUGAAGCUAAGAAAAAGUGAUCAGCUUGCCUCAAAUGACAGCUUAAAGUCCCCAACACUUAAUUCCAACUUGGUACUUGUAUCUACAACCAUUCCAUCUGUUAAUCAUGUUUCAGAUGUAGAGAUGGAUCGCACUUUUGACUGUUUACCUAUGUUGGCUGAGUGGGAAGAUGUAGUUUUAUUGCCAGCAUCUCAGGCUGAGCAAGAUACAGAUUGUAUGCUUCCCAGGAGUGACACAAAUGUAGAUACUUCAUUUGAUUCUGGAGAGAGGUCAGUGGUUUUAAAAGAAUCAGAAAUCCUUAGCUAUGAAAACUUCGCAGACCUUAAGGAGACUCCUCAACACCCUGAGACAUCUAAGUCAAUUGUGUACAAAAGUCCUCAUAGUACAGUUUAUGAUGUAAAAGGAGUCGAACAUCCAUCGGAUGCUUCUGCUUUUAAAUUACCCGAAUGCAGACCAUUUCCCUUCAACAGUGUCAGUGCCAACGCGCCACGUCCUUCAGUUUUAAGGACACAGCCUCUUCUUUUAGGUGGUACUAAAAGGAAUUCCUCUAGUUCCCUAGCUUUCCCACGAGCGAAAAAGCAGACCUUCGCUAUUCAUGAAGACAAGUCGACAUCAUCUACUUGCUCUGCAGGAACUUCUUCCCGUGAUGUUCCUCUCUCCAUAUUAGCAUCCACAGUGAAUCUACAAGAGCCUUGGAAGACUGGAAAGAUGACACCCCCCUUAUGCAAGUGUGGCAGAAGGUCUAAGCGGCUUAUUGUUUCAAAUAAUGGGCCAAACCAUGGGAAAGCCUUCUACUGUUGCCCUGUUGGGAAAUACCGAGAAGACAGAAAAUGCUGUGGUUAUUUUAAGUGGGAACAAGCACUUCAAAAGGAAAGAGCCAAUAGCAAAUCUCUAUCUCAUUCCUCAGAGGGACUCACUUUCAGCUCUCCAGAAACAAGCCAUAUUCCUGACAGAAAUUUAAAUUUUCCUAUUAAAAAUUCUUUACGACUCAGACCUUCAAUGAGAAAUUGAUAAACCCUCUUCUAAACUGUCUUUUAGUUCAGCAUAAGCCUUCUGUGACAUUUGUGCUGGACUGAUAACAGUACUGAGUCAAACUACACAGUCUCAGCAUUCCUGAGAACUCCAGCUCCACUGAGCAGUUCACACAGAAGGGAAGUGGACUGCAGGACUUGCACUCUAGUCCAGUAGUUAUCUGUCAACUGUCUGUCGUCUGUGCAUGUAGGAAUCCUUGUUCCUUAAAUUCCCAAGCAUGAGUAUUUGGAUAAUUUCACAUAAUUAUAUUUUAUUUAUUAACAUUUGUUGAAUUUAUCAAAAUAUCAUAAAGAACUCCAAGAAAAUAUUUUUAUAAACCAUAUUUGUUAGGUUAAAUUUAAUAAGUAGCUAUGGAACAUGAGAGCUGUCAUUUAUAGUUAGAUCAUGAUACAAAUUUCAAACCUUUAAAAUUAUUUAAAUAAAAAUAUGACUAAUAAAAUUCUUACUCAAAUGUUAGGUAAAUAUUCUAAGAAUUAUGACAAUUUUCUAAAAACAAAUUAUUUAGGUUUUUAUUCAAAGCUUGGAGAUUUGUUAUGAUUUGUUAUAUGAUUAACAGAAUUGUUCAGCUGAGUUUUGAAAACCAGUGGGACGGAGAUUUGGUUUAGAACUCCUAAAAUAGAUUUUAAAACACCUCAGCAACUGAUCACAUUCGUUAUAUGUUACCAAAUUGUAGGAACAUUGACGUGAAUGCAGGAGUCACUGUUUGAUUUCAGAAUUCAGGCUCUGAUGUCAUAACUGCAGAGUACUUUAAUCCAACGUAAAAGCAGUCUCCCCAGAUAACCUGCAGCUGGGUUCUGCAGGCUUGUGGACACUGUUUGCAGGUGAUUUGUGCAAUGAGUUUAAAUGGUUUUCCAUUCUUUUUUUCUUAGUUCAUUUCUUUUGACCUUCCCACUAACAGUCUUCGGCAGCUCAUCAAUAAACUCUACCUGUUGGUGUGAAGGGAAGAAGUUAGUUCAGCACUAGUAAACCAGCUCAUGCCAGUCAUGUACUAGCUCUGUUCUGACUGCUGGGUGAAAGGACGUUUGAAGCUGGGCUUUUUGUUUGUUUGUUGGCUUGCUUGCUUUUUAACAUUUAAUAUUAUGAGCUAAUUGACUGAAUUAGGUUAGGGGCUUCGGUUUAACCUCAAAAAUUUGGAUUAUCUAUUGUCAUUAAUUCUGUUUGGAACUUCUUGAAUAGCAUAUUUAAGGAGAAAGGUCAUUUAAAAGGAAAAAACAAAUAGCUGAAAUAUUUCCACAGUACCGAACAAAUGCCAGUUGUAACAAGACGACGCCUACCUUUCUGGGGUAUUUGUAAGGCGCUGUAGUCUUUUUCACAUGCUCCUGAAUCUCCUUUUUCAGUUGUUCUUGAUCGUGGGACUUGUAAUCAGGAUUCAGAACAAUAAAAGCCUUCACUACCUAAAGUAGUGAUACAUCACAUAAGUUAAGCAUUCAACGCCUUGGUAUUUCUUGUCUGCUCUCUCACUGGGAGUCUACCUGGGGGAAUGAACUGUGGGGGUGGGGCCAUGGUGUAGUGUAAUCCCUACUGUGUGCCUCUGCUCCUAAGCCACCCAGGUGAUCCAUAGCUCAGUCUCUUCUUAGUACCAGCCUGCUUUGCUCAGGAUCACCCUUGAAACCCUGCCCUGACUACAUUUUGAAAUGUGUGUUCUCAUCUGAGUCUGAUUACCUCUGUCCUUGGCUUCCCCUUAGAAACAGGGCAGCACACUGAGUACAAACUCUUGUGUAACAACUCAGCUUCUAGGCCCUACUCAGCUCAGUAGCAAAAGUACAAAGACUGAGGGUGUUUGCAUUUGUUGCCUUUGCAUUGGCAUUUUCGUUGUUUGGUUUGGUUUGGUUUUUGGUUUUUUUCAAGACAGUGUUUUUCUGUAUAGCUUUGGUCGUCCUGGACUAACUUUGUAGGCAAGGCUGGCCCUGAACUCAGAGGUGUGUGUCACCAUGCCUGGCUUGCUUUGUAAUUUUUAAACCCAUAAACCUAUCAUGUUGGGGCAGCAAGAUGGCUUGGGGAAAGGCGCUUGCUUCCAAGUCUGACAUCUGAGUUUGAUCUCUGACACUCACAUGGUGGAAAGAGAGAGCCACCUCUCCAAAAUUGCCCCCUGACCUGUACAGUAAACAAAUGUAAUUUUAAAAAAUUAAUCAUUUGAGCUUUUAAGUUUCUCUGAAAUUUUGUGGGAAAUCUUAGAUUUUCUGAGCAGUGUCUAUGGCUGGCCCAGUUUGUGUACAGCCACUAGCAACAUGUGGCUAAUUUAAUUCAGUUUCUUUAUUCAGUCUCAUCAUAUUGUGUGUGACUUGUAGCCCUGUAUGUUUAUAUUUACUAUUUUCUAGUGAAAAACAUUUUCAUGACUAUGUAAGCCCAAGUUCAGCAGUGGCCUGUGGCCUUUGUCAGAUUCUUAGAGCUAUGCAAGCCAAGGAAUUUAAGGGCUUAGCCAUCUCAGUAACUCACCUAUCUUACUACCUACCUUCCUUUUUAAAUUUUUUUAAAGGAUUUACCUAUUGUUUUUAUUUAAUGUGUAUGAAAGUUUUGUCUAUAUGCAUGUAUGUGCACUGUGUACAGGCCUGGUGCCUAUGGUGGCCAGAAGAGGGCACCAGAUGCUGUAGAAUCGGAAUUACAGAGCAUCCUGAGCUCUGCCACCCCCAUGCACAGUGACUCCUGGGAACUGAACCCAAGUCCUCUGCAAGAACAGCAAAUACUCUUAACCUCUGAGGCAUCCCUGCCUGGCUGCCUUUGUUCUUUCCACUGCUCCUUACUUCCCUCCAUUAUUUUAAAAAUGGCAUUUAAAAUAUUAAGUAUUAUUUUCAGAAAUAACAGAACUCAUUCAGCCCUGUUAUCCUUAUUGGAAAUCUUGUCUUUUAAAAAAGACAAAAUCCUGCCAGGCAUAGCAGUGCACACUUGUGAUUUCAGCAUGUUUUGCUGUUAUGUCUUUUAGUAUUCUUUAAUUUAGAGUAAUUCUCCAGGCUUUCUCUUUCUUUUGUGACACUGAUAUUUACUUCAGUCUAUAUUUUUAUUACAUAUAUUUUACACAAAUUUGUUUUACUCUUAACGCACAUUUGGUCUCAUGGCAGAAUGUGAACAUAAGCACCUUCCUUGUCAUACCUGAGAUUAGGGACCAGGAGCAGGGGUGUGCCAGUGGCAGAUGCUUGCCUAACAAAGGCAAGGUCAGUCCCAGCACUUUUGAGGCAGAGGCAGGAGGAUUUUCCUGGACUGCAUAACACAAUUAUUGUGUUUCACAAGCAAUUAACUUGAUGGAAAAAGAAAAUCGCUUAUAGGAAGCACACAUUUAAAAUUUUUAGUAAUUAGGGUCUGGAGAGAUGGCUCAGUUGUUAAGAGCCUCAUGUGCUUUCCCAGAGGACUCAGUUUCAAUUCCGAGCACUCACAUGGCAGCUCUCAGACCUGUCUAUGACUCCAGUUCCAGGAGAUCUGACGCCCUCACACAGACAUAUGCAGGCAAAACACCAGUACACAUAAAAAUAAAUAAAUUUUUAAAAAGGAAAAUGUAAUUAAAUAUAAGCCACUGGAGGGAGAGAGAGAGACAGACUUUGGGAAUCAAAUUCAGGCCUUGCACAUGCUAAGCAAGCUCUCCACUGUUAAGUUACAACUUUUCUGAAGUUUUCAAAGCAAAGCAGCCUGUGAAAUUCUUUAAAAAUAUUAAAGUACGAGACUCAACUAAGAAAAUAUUAACAAAACAGUUAAGAAAAUGCUCGUUUAAAAUCUUAUUUGCUUUUAGAUAAUUCACCUGAGAAUACUGUUAAACUUCAUGAAGACUGUCAAAUGUGGUUUGGCUUGACUAUAUGAGGAAUCCUUAGAGCAGGCUGCAGUAAACAGUGCGCAGUAAGCGGCACGACUGUCAUAGGCAGUGUCAUAGGAUAGUGCCUUUAAGCCUUCAUUGUGUGUAAUUUUGAUCCGUUCUUCUAGAACUUGCUACCCAAUCAAAGAUCUGGUUGGCCCCUUCCUAGAGAAGGAGUCAAACUGGCUAGAACCGGCCUGCCACAGAGAGUAAAAGGCUGCCUGUGGCGUUUAGCACACUGCUGUUUUGUGCAUGGAUGCCUUGUGGAUCCCACCUCUGUCCUCCGCCAGGAAGUGUUGCAGCCCACCAGUUUCCAGAAUUUCCCCUCACUCUGGCUAAUGUCAACACCACAUCGAGACUCUACAACCACAGAGGAACUGUAACCCACCCUGGGAUACCUGGUGACUGUGGAGCCAACCCUGGUUUUAAAGGCUCUACAAACUACCUUGUCCCAGAUAAGCUUUUGCCUGGGUAGACAGAAGUGAUGAUGACAGCAAGGUGUGGGAAGAGCAAAGAUCCUGUGAGUGAAAUUUAGUGAAGAGCCACUCUAAAGACUAUUUGCCCCCUCCUCUCAUCUACCUCACGUAGUCCCCUUCACAAUAAAAAUAGUGCUAACAUUCACACUGCUCAAGACCUAAAAUAGCUUGGUGUCUUCCACAAACACAACAUGCUAACCUCUGGCAUCAGCAAUCACUUAGCAAAAACAAUCUUGGAAGGAGAGCCAUCCUUGUUUUAGGCGAUAUUAAUAAGUAAUUUGUUUUACAUGAAAUACUGUUUAAAAGUGUGUGUUUAGGGGCUGUGAAUAUGUUUCCAUGAGUAAAGUGCUUGCUCCUUGAGCAUAAGAAAUAAGAACCUGGGUUCGAAUCCCAAGCCCCAUGCAAAAACAAAACAAAACAAAAAAACAGGUAUGGUAAUGAAGGUUUGAAGGUUACCCCAGCACUGGGGAGGAGACAGGUGGGGCAGGAGCUCACUGACCUACCAAACAGCCUAGCCUAAACAGUGAGCUCCAGUUUCAGGGAAUAACCUUGCCUUAAAAAAAAAAAAAAAGGUGAAGUGACUGAGGAAGGUAUCUCAAUAUCCAUACGUGCCCACACAGGGAAAUCUCACACACAUACACAUACAUCCAUAUAACACAUACAAAGCCACACAACUAAAUGAAGUAUGAAUUUAGAUGAUCAACAGACUUGAAAGUCGAUGGUCAGUUCUUUUACCUCUCCUCGGGUGGGGUCUGGGCUGCUGACCACAGCUGACUCUGCAAUGGAAGGAUGCUCCAUCAGGGCACUUUCUACUUCAAAUGGUCCAAUUCGGUAACUAGGAAGACAUGACAGGAACUCAUAAAGGUGAGUUACAGAUUCGCCCAGAAUGCUUAAUAUACACACACGCACGUAAGGAAAAGAAAGUUACCCAGAAGAUAAUAUGAUAUCAUCUGAUCUUGCAACAAACCAGAAAUACCCAUCUUCAUCCAUAUAGCCUCUGUCUCCAGUGAUAUAGAAAUUCCCUCGUAGAGCUGAAGCUGUUUUUGAAGGAUCAUCCUGCAAAAUAAAUAGCAUUUUAAAAAUAUUUUUAUGAAUAUGACUCUCUUUCCUAGUCAUUUUUAAGUGCUCAAAGUAAAAGAAAGCUUGGCUGCUUUGAGAAGCAUCAGAAUGAAGAGGAGCCAGAGUGAAGUAAGAAUGAAUUGUGAGCAUGGAUCUAGCCCAACAUAAAAGAAAGAAAUUGCAGUUGAAAAGACCUGACCUGAGAACUCCUGAGGAGUGUUUUAUGUAGCUAUAAGAUAAAUGUUGCAGCAUCUCAAAGAUUCAGAGAAUAGGCAAAAUUAAGCCUUUUUCUAAACAAUACUUAACACUGGCAGAAAAAGAGAGAAGAGUUAAAGCACAAUGCUUAAUUCAGAGCAGAUGUGUUCCUUGGUUUGGUUUGGUUUGGUUUACAUAAGGUCAGUUCUAUAACUGGCUUAAGAAGAAAACAAACAAAAUAUUGCUUGCUUUCAGUUCACUGGCAGGUGUGACCUGGACCUCCUGGUAUAUUGCUAUAAACUUUGCUCUGCUUUGUAUAUCAUGGUUAGAGAUAAGAAAACGUCUAGUGAAAUGAAUUUACUUAACCCUAUGGCCUCAUUCCUUGCUUCUCUAGUUUCUCAGGAGUGGGAAGAGAGCAAAUCAGAUGUCAGAAAAAAAUAAUUGUGUGCUGUUUGCUAGUUGAAAAGGAUCUAUUGAUACUGAGAAAGCAGAGAUAAGAACUCCCUUUUAUGAGUCCCUUCCAAGAAGAGGGCACCGGGUGUGUUAUUUGGCAAGCGCGUUCUUUCUUCCCCUAUCUGUGGGACUACUGCCUAGAGCAAUGAAUCUCUCUAGGUUUGUUUUGUAAAAAUAGGAAUUAGUGACCCAAUACUGUGGUUUCCAUAUAGGGUCUCAGGUAUUCUAGGCUGGCUUCAAGAGUGCUUUGUAGUAGCUGAAGAUGAUUUUGAAUUUGUAGUCUUUCUGCUUCUGUAUCCCAAAUGCUAGAAUCACACUUUUGAAGAAAAAAAAAAAAAUAGAGAUUUUAAAAAUAAAGCCCUUACUACAUAGUGAGUAAAAAGGCCAAAUGGUCGAUCAGGAAGAACUUGAAGACCAAUAUCCCCUUCUUGUCCAGGAGGAAGAAUAGUGCCAUUUUCAUCUAAAAUCUAGAAUAAAACAGGAUAGUUUAUUUAAGGGAAUUUUAAUUGAAUGCCACAUCUAGAAUUUUACCUUUGAAUUUUUUUGGCCAGAAUAUAGGCUUUAAAACAUUUUGUGUAGACUUUAAAUUCUUAAAUAUAUUAUUACCCAAGUUAUUAUUGUACAAAAUGUUAUAAAAUGCAAAUUCCAAAAUAUGAAAGAAUAGUAAAAAAUUUCCUCACUUUUACCACCCAGCAAUAAUCAUGUUUUGCUAAUGUUCUUUGGGAUAAUUAUAGACAAAAGAAAGUAGGAUCACUUAGAAGUUUUGCAACCUGCUUUUUGCCAUUUAGCAACAAGUCUUUGUUAAGCAUGGAUUCCAGGUCUUGUGUCACGUCAUUACGUCAGGUGUACCAGGGAAGAGAAAUAAGGAAUAUUUCAAGCAUGUAAUAACCUUGUGGUUUGUAUGAUCUAAUGAACUUGAGAAGCAUUGAUCCUAGUAUUACAACUAAGCUUCAAUUAGUCUGGGGCCUUGUCCUCUGGAAGUUGAUCUCUUUUCGCAGAUGUGGGGUUUUUUUUCUCCUUUUUUAAUGUAUUAGUGUGAAGCCUUUGUCUACACCUCGCUUUGAAGUUGGGUUGACCUGAGAGAACUUUAACCCUGUGCAAAGUGUGCAGAUGGGGAAAUACGUUGCUUUUUCUACCCAGGCAUCAGAUGAUAGUAAAGGCUAUGGUUAAAGAAAACCUGGAGCCAGGCAGGCAGGCAGAAAAAGAAGAGUGGGCCUCAGCCACUAUGAACUUGUGCCAAGAAUGCCGAUAUUGGAGCCAGAUUGCUUGAGUUGUGCUCCCGCUCUAGGGCUCAAGCUGCAUGAACUUGGGUAAGUUCUUCAAUUUCUUUGCAUAGUGGCCCCAUUGUUAAUAUAGCUUUAGGAUUUUUUUCUGGAAAUUAAAUGAGUAAGUUCUUAUAAAGAUCCUGAAUUCACAGCACAAUAUUGCUGUUUGCAAAAAAUAGCAAGAGCAUUUUAAGCCAACACUUACCACCCGGUUCUCUUUUGGUAUAGAAUUUAACAUAUAGACUUAACAAGGGAUUAUCACAUCUAAAAGGAAUGGGGGUGGGGGUGGUGAGGAAACAUUCUCCUGGAAGUGAACUUGCAAACCUUCACAUUAAAAGCAGGAGAAGGCUUUCCCAUUGAGCCAGGCUUAAUUUUCAUCCCCUUGAAAUUUCCACAGAUCAGCACCUAGGUAAGAAGAAAUUAUGGUAACAUUAAAAGUAAUGUAAAAUACUACUUCAUCUAUUGUGUAUGCAUUAAAUAUUGUGUAUUGUGAAGUGGAGUCAACACAAAACCCAUAAAAUCUGUGUCCUCAUGGAAUGUAGAGAUUCACAGUUUACCAGCAUACACGAUAAAGAUGUAAAAAAAAAAAAAAUAAGUUAUAUGAGUAAUUAGUAUUUGUACUUAGGUUAGUGCAAUGGUUGCUAUGCUGGUUGUGUUUAAAUAAUCCGUCAAUUUUUAUAGUUAUUUAAUUUUGUAAUUUCGAUUUUUCUAGGUAAUAAUUCUCAGGAUUUAAAAGUUCAGAUAUUAUAAAUAAGACAUACCAAAUAAAAAUUGUUCAACUUUUCUCUUUCUCUGCCUUGCUUGUUACCCUUUUUGCUACACAAUAACCACAUUGUUCCUUCUCUAUUAACCUUCUCUAGAGCUCUUGAGUGGUGCUAAGGAUUAAACUCAGGCCUCACAUAUGCUAAGAAAGUGCUCUACCACUAAGUUCAAACCCCCACUAUUCUUUAUCUGCAUGAGUUCUUUAAAAAGCCCAUUUUAUUUUAUCUUAUUAUUUAUGUAUUUGCUUGUUCACACAGGCUGGUGGUGAACUCACAGUGUAGCUGAGAACGACCUUGAACUUGAUCCUCCUCCCUCUACCGUUAGAGUGCUGGGGUUAAAAUAAUGCUUUAGCAUCUUUUUUCUAGAGAGUCUCCCAACAGACUUACUUCUUCAGGGGACCAGAAACUCACUCACAGCAUUAUAUUUUGUGAAUCUUUAGAAGUUCCUGUAACAUAGAUCCAAUACUUUUUUCUCUUUAAAAAUAUUGUGCUGUUCUCACGUUGACCAGUUAACCAUUUUUCUCAAAAAUGUUAGAGGGUUUUUUUGCAAUUUGUUUUUUUCAAGCUUUUCUUUAUUUUUAAAAACUUGUUUCUUAACCACACCUUUCCUUAUUCUUGCAGCAAUCACAAAGACACAUUAGACUCGUUGGCUUUUAUUUAUCUGACUAAUCACAUCCCAAUGUCUUCACUGGGGCAGGUACCGUUUCUGUCUGUCCAUAGCCUUCGUAGAUGUCUAGGCCUGUCUUCUUUCUCCAUUGUUCCAUCACUUCAGGGUUAAUUGGUUCCCCAGCACUCACACAGUGCUUCAAACUGUUGAACUUAUAGCUUCUCCAAAAAACAGGGAGUGAGUUAGGUUGAGAAGGAGAAAUGGCAAGACGUGAGAAUUAGGACUAUUGUGGUACAAAGUAAGCAGAUUACUCUGAUAUAAAGUAACACCCGAUGCCACAAGCAGAUUAUUCUAAUAUAAUGUAACACCUGAAGCUCUAAGAAGAUCAUUCUAAUAUAAAUGCCAUAAGCAGAUUGCUAUAAUACCAGGUUGUCUUUUUUUUUUUCCUGGAGGCAUCACUUGUUGCAAAGAAACACCAUGCCACCUUUAGAAAAGGUGCCCUACACACACACACACGCACGCACGCACGCACGCACACCCCUAUCUGUGGGUGGAUGGAUAGAUAGGUAGAUAGAUAGAUAGAUAGAUAGAUAGAUAGAUAGAUAGAUAAGGAGCUCAGUCUCUCUGCCUCCCAAGUGCUGGGUUUCAGUGCACCACUACACCCAGCUCAAUAAUGCUAUUUUACAUCAUCAGUUAAAAUUCACCUCACAACACUGAAGUUCUCUGGAGAUGCCACAUCUGUGUGGAAGAAGAUCUCAUAGGCUGAGUGGCAACACUUGGUAAGUGUGGUGACAUGGAAUGUCAAGGAUUGAGGGCCGAAUUAUCCUUGACACUCUUCACAAACUCUAAAACUGAGGCUACUCUAACAUCAGAAGCCUACAGAAGGGAUCCCUUUCUGUCUCCCCUGUUGGCCACGUGCCCGAGGCCCUCACCAGUAUAUGGACAAAUGCGUUGAUUUAUGCCUUCCUUUUGUUCUGUGACCAUGACAGGUAGUGUAAUCACUUCCACAGUGGACCAUGUCAUUUGAAGUCAUCUGAAUUCAUGUCCCUGGGCCAUAGUCAAUUGCAUUUGGCUCAGAAGAAACUGUGUGUUUUCCAAUUGGAGCAAGAGCUGUGCUUCGCAUCAAUGUGUGAGAACAGAAGUGCACUGUGAGCACUGUCACAGUAUCUUCAGGACCACAAUCAAGCAUUUCAAAUGGAGUCACAGUAGAGUUGAAGCAUGCAUUCUCACUACUGCUCUCUGAGAGAAGUUGCAAAAAGGAGCAAACCUCUCUGCUAUCUCAGCUCAGGUAACAGCUGGCACCCCAAAAUAAAUACCCUCUCUUUCUUUCUUUCUUUCUUUCUUUCUUUCUUUCUUUCUUUCUUUCUUUCUUUCUUUCUUCCUUCCUUCCUUCCUUCCUUCCUUCCUUCCUUCCUUCCUUCCUUCCUUCCUUUCUUUCUUUCUUUCUUUCUUUCUUUCUUUCUUUCUUUCAUCAUAACCACUUCAUAAGGAGUUCUAGACAUGGUCUGAUCUUUCCUUUCCUCUCCAAGUUAAUGGGAGCCUAUUCUGGAGAUAGCAACCAUGUACAAAAUAUCAAGAAAGCAAAGGAGGAGGAGAAAGAAAACACUAAGCACAGUGCUGAGUAGUCAGCCUGUAGUUUAGGGCAGAUGAGGCUUUCAUUUUCUAACCUCCUCUUCAUCCUGUCUCCCCUGCCUGACUUGCCACUUGCCAGCAUGACUUACCUGGUCAUGUCACUCUGUACAAGCAUUCGGUAGGCAGUUGGUGCAGAGCAGAAGACAGUGAUGGGGAACUCGGAGAGGGUCUGCAGUUAAGAAAGAGCAAACUGCCUCAGCUGAAGUGUUAAUCUGCCAGAGGCACAGCACUUUAUUUUCAUGUAAAUGGACUCAGAUUUCCUCCUGUCUCUGUGGACUUUGCAGAUAUAGAUGUCUUAAUUUCUAAUAUCCACUUAUAAGUGAAUAUAUACCAUGUGUGUCUUUCUGCUUCUGGGAUACCUCACUCAAGAUGAUCUUUUCUAUUUCCCACUAUUUGCCUGCAAAUGUCAUGAUUUCCUUGUUGUUAAUUGCUGCAUAGUAUUUCAUUAUGUAAAUGUAACACAAUUUCUGUAUCAAUUCCUCAAUUGAGAGACAUCUGGGUUGUUUCCAGAUUCUGGCUAUUACGAAUAAAGCUGCUACAAACGUG
Messenger RNA from Meriones unguiculatus (Mongolian gerbil), 14312 nucleotides. It is a transcript of the gene Eri2, whose product is annotated as ERI1 exoribonuclease family member 2. The record is from RefSeq and is a predicted model, not a curated record. The transcript is spliced from 7 exons. Gene Ontology annotation, molecular function: zinc ion binding; nucleic acid binding; 3'-5'-RNA exonuclease activity. The coding region runs from base 2179 to 3519 and encodes 446 amino acids. Lineage: Eukaryota; Metazoa; Chordata; Mammalia; Rodentia; Muridae. Gene Ontology annotation, biological process: exonucleolytic trimming to generate mature 3'-end of 5.8S rRNA from tricistronic rRNA transcript (SSU-rRNA, 5.8S rRNA, LSU-rRNA).